Messenger RNA from Eurytemora carolleeae, 788 nucleotides. RefSeq lists its product as uncharacterized. The record is from RefSeq and is a predicted model, not a curated record. Gene Ontology annotation, molecular function: N-acetyltransferase activity. The coding region runs from base 1 to 669 and encodes 222 amino acids. The transcript has 9 exons. Lineage: Eukaryota; Metazoa; Arthropoda; Copepoda; Calanoida; Temoridae.
AUGAAGAGAGAGGAUGAGACUAAAAUCCUGCAGUUUAUUACCAAAGUUCAAGCAGAUAUGAAAACAGAAGAACAUGGAAAACAACUCAAACUUCUCUUCUCUAAUCCUAUACCUUAUGGUGUCAGUAUUCUUCUCAUUAUAACAAUAGGUCUUCCGUUUGAUUUGCCUGUAGUGGCUGUGUCUGGGUGUAUUCUAAUGACAAUUUUCUUUCUAUGCAAGGUCCAGUUUCAAAAAUUCUGGAAAGAAAUGAGCAUCAUUUUUUCCAGCAAUGGAGAAGAUUUAACAAACUUAAGCAAGUUCUAUCUGGAAAAUGAAAAGAAAAGAUUAUUUUUGAUUGCAGAAUAUAAUAAUCACGUGAUUGGAACAAUUGCUGUUAGAGAGACAGAAAGAGAAGGUACAGGAAAACUUUGGAGAAUGUUUGUGGAUCCAUCCUGUAGAAGGAUGGGAAUUGGUUCUAAACUAAUGAAGGAAUUAUUUUGUGCAGUUCAACACUUGGAAUAUUCAUCACUAGAGUUAAGAACCCAUGAAACUAACACUAUGGCAAUUGAAUUUUACUCCAGGCAUGGGUUUAGAGAGAGGAAGAAGACAGUAUUUGCUGAAGUUUUCCCCUGUAAGCUCCACGCCAUUUUGUUCCAGAAACAGCUAAAACAAGUGGAAACUGGUUUUUGAGGAUAGUGGACGCCAUUCUGAAAUUUUCAUGUUUUGUGAUUUUGUCAAACAAUAUCCGUAAAUGUUCAUAUUAAAAAUUUCAUUAAGUUAUGCUUGAAAUAAAAAUUGAUUGACUUGAA